AUGCCCCCCCCGGGGUCUGUAGCGAAUGUGGGGGAAAGGCCCCGUCGCAGGCGGCGGGGAAGCAGCACUUUAGGCUUUGCCCCUGCAGGGCAAGGGAUUCAAAACAACAACAAAGAUAAUCCGGUGCCCCUCGCUGUUGCUGUUUUUAAUACUGGCCGCCGUCGUGAUCACGGUGCCCUUCGCAGAGCAGCCACUGCCGACCUGUCGGUGCCCGAGUGGUCUGUGGGGGCAACAGCAAUGACGUUCCAAAGAGAGCAGCUUCCACUUGCAGAUGGUGAUAGUGAGAAUGGCAGUGACAACGAAGAUGAACAGCCUCAAGUGGUAACACUGAAAAAAGGGGACUUGACUGCCGAAGAAGCAAUGAAAAUUAAACAGCAAAUCAAAGAGGCUUUAAAGUCAAAUGAAUCAGAUGGUGAACCAGAACCUGCUGAUGGAAAAAUUAUGUUCAGGAAACCAGCCAAACGUUCAUCAGAGAAGUGUUUGGACUUCAAUGUAAGUUCAAGUAAGAAGAUGAAAGAGGCAAAGAAAAUGAAGAGAGAAGCAACUACUCCUCAGAGUACAGCUAAGCAAAUAAAAAAUAGCAGCCUUCUCUCAUUUGAUGAUGAGGAAAAUGAUGAUUAG
This is a messenger RNA of Balearica regulorum gibbericeps (East African grey crowned-crane), 621 nucleotides long. NCBI's taxonomy places the organism in Eukaryota, Metazoa, Chordata, Aves, Gruiformes, Gruidae. The record is from RefSeq and is a predicted model, not a curated record.